Zootoca vivipara (common lizard) is the source of this 5725-nucleotide messenger RNA. NCBI's taxonomy places the organism in Eukaryota, Metazoa, Chordata, Lepidosauria, Squamata, Lacertidae. The record is from RefSeq and is a predicted model, not a curated record.
UCUAAGUGAUAUUUUUUACCUUGUAAUUGUAAUUUUAUAAUAUUUAUAGGGAUAGGAUUUUUAUGAAUGGAAUUGAUUUUGUUUACUUUUGUUUUGUUUUGUUCUGUUGUACGAUGUACAUUGUUUUGUGUUGAUAUCUUGAUAUGGGCCUAUGGCCGUAAUAAAGUACUGAUGAUUCUUGAACUGUGGUGCCCAGAACUGGACACAGUACUCCAGGUGAGGUCUGACCAGAGCAGAAUACAGUGGUACUAUUACUUCCCUUGAUCUAGAUCAGGCAUCCCCAAACUUUGGCCCUCCAGAUGUUUUGGACUACAAUUCCCAUCUUCCCCGACCACUGGUCCUGUUAGCUAGGGAUCAUGGGAGUUGUAGGCCAAAACAUCUGGAGGGCCGUAGUUUGGGGAUGCCUGAUCUAGAUGCUAUACUCCUAUUGAUGCAGCCCAGAAUUGCAUUGGCAUUUUUAGCUGCAAGUUUGUGGUCUACCAAGACUCCUAGAUCCUUUUCACAUGUACUGCUCCCAAGCCAGGUGUCUCCCAUCCUGUAUUUGUGCCUUACAUUUUUUUUUUUUUUUUUGCCCAACAAACAGCGUUGACAUCUUUAAGACAAUUAUUGACUCGAGGUGCUGGAUUUUAACUGGAUGUCAAUCCUUGAUGCAGAAUUCAAGCAGUUAAAAGUUGCUUACUAAUAAACCUGCCUGUGAAGUGAAGGAACCAGUGACUGUCAGUAGAUGCCAGUCAGAUGCUGCGUUGUUGCAGAAAAGCCCAGUUGUCUGCAUAUGUUAUGAAAGCACGGACAGCUACCCUGCAGAACUACCCUUAAAUAGAAAAGGAAAUUGUGGCACCAGUACUUGGAUUCCACCAACUCAUCAGUGGAAAAAGAGUGACUGGAAAUUAAGCUUUGAAGGCAAUGUUCAGGAAGCCUUUGCAUACCACAGCUGCCAAACACAGAAAUACCAAACACAGAAACACAUGCGAUAAUGACAAGGCAGAAAAAUUAAAAAAUUAAAAUGCUUGGUCAUAUGUGGGAAAAGGAGACAUUGGGCUGGUUUGCACAACACUGUAAACCAAACUAUGGCUUGCCAACACCGUGUGAACAAGUGGACUCAGAAGAGCUUGCAGUCACUUUGCUCCUUCCUGGUCCAUUUCAGUGUUAUUCUGAGCUGCGCUAGAGUCUGACUUAGCAUGAUUAAGCUCUUUCUUCACUAAUUACAAGCUGUAACCAAGAACAAACCUUGUCUGUAGCUGGUGGUUAGUGAGGAGAGAUCAUAACCAUGAGUUCUGCUUUGGUUGACCCACUAAGGCAUGGGUAGGCAAACUAAGGCCCGGGGGCUGGAUCUGGUCCAGUUGCCUUCUAAAUCCAGCCUGUGGACGGUCCGGGAAUCAGCGUGUGUUUACAUGAGUAGAAUGUGUGCUUUUAUUUAAAAUGUAUCUCUGGGUUAUUUGUGGGGCAUAGGAAUUCAUUAUUAUUUUUCAAGGAAGGUCUGCGGGACCAGCCCCCUGCUGAAAAAGUUUGCUGACCCCUGCACUAAGGCAAACCUUGGUGCAGCAAUAAAAAGGACUUGGAAGGAGCAAAGUUGUUUAUGAACAAAUAGCUUGUUCACAUAGUCUUGGUAAGCUUAGGUGUCAUGCAAACCAGGUCUGAAGCUAAAGGAAUAUCUAAUAUCGACUACAAAUGAUGGGCUUACUUUAGAAUAGUAGUACCACAGGACGUCUGAACACCAUAUAUUAAAGCAAGGAUGUGGGGGGACAGUUUCCAGUGCUUGAUUUUUUUCCUCAGACAUGUUUAUUAAUAAAUAAUAAUGAAUGGAUGCCACUUGCAAAUAUUAGGCAAGGUUGUCAGUUUCAAAGUUUUAGCAUUGUUUACUAAAUAUAAGUAAUAUAAAUCAAAAUUAAGUUCUGUCUCUAGGGGGAUAAACAUUUUCUGAUGUAAAAGACCCAGUGCAAAUUACCCUAACUUGCAUAGGAAAUAUUUCCUGUAAAACCUGCAUUAGAGUCACCUGACAACUGAGAUAUAAACUUGAGAGGCUGUUCCUUGAAGACUUUGUGGACUCAUAUCUCAGAUUGAAAUAUUUAAUGGAAAACAAGAUGAAAAGAAUCGCUGCUGUUUCUAAUGAAAAGGAUGCUGGGAAUGAAUUCAUUUGAUUUUUAUUUUUAAAGGAAGUGUCAUAAUCUUCUGGUUGAUUCCUGUUCAAAAUACUUGAAAGUAAUUGGAAGCAAAUCUUUCAAUAAAAUGUGGAGAGAAUGCAAAUAUGCAACAUGUGUAGUAAAAUGUAGACAAUACACAAUUAUUAGCUUAGAACAAGGGUAAAUCUAUGAAGGUAAAAAAUGACCAAGUAACUCAUCUAAUUACAGGAAGAACAGGUAAUAUGCACACAGGGACAGGUACGUUUUAUAAGACCUUCCAUAUUAGUGAUGGUGGGUGAUAACAAUUUUAUAUUCUUCUGUAAUUAGAUGAGUUAUUUUGUCAUAUUUUACCUUCCAUGCAUUUAAUUUGUGCAACUGGCUGGCUGUGUUGUGAUAUUCUUGGAACUACAAGAAAUUUGUUCUUGAGGACUUGUUAUGCACAUCAACAUGUUUUAAUUUUCCCUAAAUCUUCAGCCAGUCUCCUUGGGCUUAAUCCACUAGAUGUGUCUUAAUGGGGACAUGGAGUGUGACUAAUUUGAGCUCGCAGGCUUAUAUUAUUUAUUUGAGCAUGGCUAAACCACUUUUUAGUUCACAAUACAGUAACUUGUUGCAUUAAGCCAGGCUUCCUCAACCUCUGCCCUCCAGAUGUUUUUGGCCUACAACUCCCAUGAUCCCUAGCUAGCAGGACCAGUGGACAGGGAUGCUGAAAAUUGUAGUCUCACAAUAUCUGGAGGGCCGAGGAAACCUGGAUUAAACCUUAAAUGAUGCUUCCUUUGUGUGCGUGGAAGGAGUAUUGUGAUCAGCUUGAUAGCAAUCUUGGAAUUUUUUGUCAUGCAUGGAAAGAGGACCCCCCCCCAAAAAAAGCUUACAAUGGCUGAGAGUCCAAAAUAAAGGACAGUCUUCCAAGGUGGCUUGUGGGAGCGGCAGAGGGGCUUGUCCUUCUGUGGGCUGAGUUUGUAUAAUCCUGGCUUGCUGGCACCUUUAGCACACCUGGACUUCAUGCCAUCUGAAAGAGGCAUUUCCAGUUCAUUAGCACCCCUUGAAUGCGGAGAAGACUAAUGCUUAGCUGAGAAUUGCAGCUGGCCAGUGAACAACUUCCUCUCCCCAAGCUGCUGCCCUCCAGAUGUUUCACACUGCAGCUUCCUGUCAGCCCAGCCAUAUAUAAGAUGCUGGGGUUAAUGGCAGUUGUAGCCCCAAACACCUGGAAAGCACCAAGUUGGAGAAGGCUGCUCUAGAGCAAGCAUGGAGAAUCUUUGCCUUCCAGGUGUGCUAGUCAUGCCUGAUGGGAGCUGUGGUUCAGCAACAUCUGCAAGGUCAAAGGUUCCCCACUCCUGCUGUAGAGUCUCAGAACUGCAUGGGUUGAGGCAGGGUCCACUCAGGAUGCAGAUGUACUUAUUUUCUUACAUUUUAAUAUCUUGUGUUUCUUCUGCCUUGGCAUUAAGGUCAAGGAUGGAUGAAUGAGGGAACUGGGAAGACCUUUGUGCAUGCAUGGGGUAGAAAGUGGCUUGGGUAUGCUGCCAAAUUGACCCUGUCUUUUCUUUUAAAUUUUUGUUCAGCUGAGACUAAUCCCCCACUUUUUUUCUUUUAUUGCAGCAGGUGCCUUCUGAUGGUUCCAGUUGGAGGCCUACAGUUGUAGCGAGUGCCCGCCCACCCCCUCCCUUUUCCUCUUUUCCUUCCCCCCUCCCCUCCCUCCCUCAUCUGAAUCUUCCCCCCCUCCCCACCACACAUGUUGUUGUGUACUUGCACUCACUAAUGACAGCGUGGAUCAUCCUCCCCAUUAGCCUCUCUGCCUUCUCGAUCACUGGAAUAUGGAUUGUGUAUGCCAUGGCAGUAAUGAACCACCAUGUGUGUCCUGUUGAGAACUGGUCAUAUAAUGAGUCCUGCUCUGCUGAUUCUGCCAAGCAUGGAUACCCCAAAAGCUGCUGCACCUUGGAGGAUGUCCCUUUGAUCAGUAAAUGUGGCACAUAUCCUCCUGAAAGUUGUCUCUUCAGCCUUAUUGGGAAUGUUGGGGCUUUCAUGGUGCUGGUGAUCUGUUUCCUGCGCUAUGGGCAGCUGAUAGAACAGAGCCACAGUUCCUGGGUGAACACAACUGCGCUGAUCACAGGCUGUAUCAACGCUGCUGGCCUGGUUGUGGUCGGCAAUUUCCAGGUGGACUAUGCCAAAUCCCUUCACUACAUCGGAGCCGGAGUGGCCUUCCCGGCAGGCCUGCUUUUUGUCUGCCUUCAGUGUGUCCUCUCCUACCAUGUUGCCAUCUCUGUCCUGGACUUCUGGAUGGCACACCUACGUGUCUUCCUUACCACUGUGGCCUUAAUUUCCCUUGUCCUGAGUGGAAUCUUUUUCAUCCACGAGAGCUUCCUCCUGCAGCACCUGGCUGCCAUCUGCGAAUGGGUCUUCGUCAUUGACAUCCUCAUCUUCUACGGCACUUUCACCUACGAGUUUGGUGCCGUCUCCAAUGACACCAUGGUGGCUGCACUGCAGCAUUCGAACAUCAGGGGGUGCAAAUCACCAGGCAGCAGCAGCACCUCAACUCACCUUAACUGUAACCCUGAGAGCAUUGCUAUGAUCUGAGGGAAACGGGUGGGGGUGGCUUUGCUUUUCCAUCCCACAUCCGGCAGCUUUGGUGAGCUGUCUUUUUUUUCCCCCAAUGGGGGAAGAGGGGCACCUUUUCCCUCCUGGGGAUUUUAAUUUUGUACCAAAAGAUUUUUUUUAAAGAAAAAUAUUAUUGCUGCCAAUACUCCCUUCUAAUUCCCCCGUCGUUGCUCAGUGCUUAAGGGAGGAAAGACAGUGCCUGUUUGUCGGAAGAGCACUGGAUGGCAGGAGGCAGAACUCUCAAAUAAGCCCCCACCUAUAUAGCUUGGAUCAUGACCACCUUUCCUGAAAACCUGUCCUUGCUGGCAGCUAAGCUUUCUCCCUGUGCACGCACACUCUGGGUGUUUGGACUACAGUUCCCACCAAUAUGGCCAGGUAAUGCUGAGGCUGCUGGGAGUUGUAAUCCAAUGCGCCUGGAGGCCAGCAGGAGGUUGGGGGAGGUUGCUGCAGAGCCUGACCCUCUUGCUUCCCCCCUGGGCCUGCAAACUGGUGCCAAAGGAAACCGCGGUUUCCAGAUUCAUUUACAAGCAGAGCCAGACUCAUUUCCCACAGGUGCUUGGGUGCCUGCAGACAAUGGCUACUCUUGGAAAAUAUGACUGCAUCUCACUGCCGCUCCCCACCUACUUUCCUUUUGGAGUGAUAGAGGGACCUCCGUGAGCUGCUUAAGAGAGGGGGCAGUAAACAUACUGGUACUUUGGCUUGUAAGAAGUAAUGUGGUCUCAACGCAACAAGAAUAUUGAUGCACCUGGGGAAAACAGGGUGGAGACGCAACAAAAGGGAGACUGUGUCUUAGGAAAAAGACAAAUCCCCUCCCCCCCGGACUUGGCACACUGUCCAAGGCAGAUUUCCACAAUCUGUCCCAUAAGUAUCUGGGCUGAACAGGGAGAUGAUUUCUGUUCCUCAGCCCCCCAAGUCUGAGCUGGUAUGUUUGGGUAAAACUGUUUUGGUAUUUUUUAGAAGUUUUUUUUAUAUAUAUCUCUAUAUAAAAUGUGUAUAAAGAGGGUUGUAUCAGAGCA